CAGCAAUCUCUUCGUUUCGAGUGUAGACAUGAUUCUCUUCAAGAGCUACGGUUGGAAUGAUUGUCAUGUACCGUACUUUCCGCAUUAGUGCGCUCUACUGAUGUGUGGCGGGUCCGACACUAAUCCGUCCUCUCGUAAGCCAUGCUGCAGAGUCCCGCCAUCCGCUCGCUGUUCCGCGGCGCCACGCAGUGCAGUCGCUCGCCAAUGCUGGCGCAGCGUCUGUCACGCCCGUCGUCUUCAUUCUCGCCGCUCACUGCGUCCUACCGUGUCCGCUUUGGCCCGCAGAGUUCGUUCGCCAAGUGUCUGCAAGUGCAGACAUUCGCCUCGAUCCCUGGUCGUGAUGACGAGCAGCAGCAGCUUCACAGCAACAACGGCAAGAGCAGAAAAGAGCAAAUCCAGGAGCUGAUAGAGGAGAAUGCAGCGCUUAAGGAGGAAGUGGAGAAGCUCAAGGCCGAGAUAGCCAAGAAGCCCAACAAGUUCAUGGGCACGCUGCAACAGUACGGUCUGCCCUUCCUCGUCUGGUGGACGUCGCUUUACUUGGCCUCGGGUGUGUCUAUCUACGUGGCGUUGGACACGGGCCUCGUAUCGGGUGCCAGCAUCAUUGACUUCAUCAUGCAGAACGGCCUGGACAAGUUUAUCGACCCGGCCCGCCUCGACCCUACGUACGGUAAUAUCGCCAUCGCGGUGAUCGUCAACGAAUGCCUCGAGGUCAUCCGCUUCCCCAUUACACUGGCUACGCUACCCUACAUCAAGCGCGUUUUCUCACGCAAGAAAGUGGAGGAGGCCAAGUAAGACGGUUUUACCGGACUGGAGUUAAAGCAGCUUCACAAGGUGAAUAGAACUCUGUGUUAGGUCCCUAAUGUGAUAAGUGCUGAGUUUACGCCAGCUUCCACUGGAAAAUGGAUCUGUCGUUUCCUCCAACUGAGAUCAGAUACUUGUCGUCGAAGCUGAAGCGUACGUUUGCAACAUGGGAGGAGUGACCUCGACGCGCAAUGAAUUUUGACUGCAAAUACAAACGUGAGCAGGACGUACAAUAGACACAAGAUCAUACACAACGUACGCCUUUUGGAAUGCAGGGGUAGCGGAAGAACUUGACGUUGCCGGAGUCGUCUCCGGACGCGAGGAUUGUACGUGUCGAAGAUGCACAAACAGCGUUGAUGUCGGUACCGUCCGCGCAAUCCGGCCAAAUUCCUUGCACUGGCCAGCCUAAAGUGCAUGUCCACGUAGCCCAAUGCACAUCCCGCACAGAUGAAGCCCGACUAACUUGACUACUCGACGCUGUAUCGCAGAACAGGUACUCGUAUGCGCCACAGUUUGACUGAAUGUACUUCCCGUCAUCUGAAAAAUCAAAGUGUGUGAUGUAGCUAUUGUGCUUGCUGAAAGGUUUGCGCUUCUUGAAUUCCGACGCUCCCGAACCCACCGAGUAAAGGUAGAUAGAAUUGUCAUGAGAUCCCAGGGCUAGAAUAUCUCCAUUGGGGGAGAACUUGACAUCACUGAUCCAUUCCUUCGCUGGUUUGUCUUCAAACACUAACGUGCCCGUAUCCAAAUCACGUGCUCGUAAAACAGCAAAACCUCCUUCUCUCGAUUGUGCCUGCCCCUGCUUAGAUGCCGGCUUUCUUCUUUGUCGAACACCA
Molecule: messenger RNA, 1634 nt
Organism: Phytophthora nicotianae INRA-310
Lineage: Eukaryota; Oomycota; Peronosporomycetes; Peronosporales; Peronosporaceae
Exons: 1
Coding region: 142-792 (216 amino acids)
Cellular component (GO): mitochondrion
Source: RefSeq, a predicted model, not a curated record